AUGUCUUCUGAUGCAUUCGCGGAGUUACGCGCUUGGCUCCAGGGCACCGCAAGUACGAGCACUGAGGAAUCAUUCCUCGCAGCAAGUCCACCGCACCGCCAGGAGCCGCACGACGGGGCAGAUGCGCCCAAAGGUGACGAAGACCUAGAGGGUCUCUUUGCCAAUUUCAACUGGGAUUUAUCAUCGUAUGGAUUGCCGGAGCCCCUCAGCUUUGAGGACCUCUCCCAGAAGGAUGCCACCAUAGGGAUCAACCCUAUGGACACGCUCCUUCAACCCCAGCCCUGCAGUGUCCAAGCGCACACACCCACACACGGACACGGGAAUUUCGUGGAAAAUCCGCUGUCACAGGCGGAGCAUCCGUCCGCGGUCCCCUCGGGAUUCGCCCCAUACGGUGCGCUGUCCUCGGCGAUCGGACCUUGGGCGGCUCCACUCGAUCCAUAUCAAGCCUACUACGAAAGCUGGCUCUAUCGGUGGUAUACUGCAAGCCCAUCGCAUGUUGCGCUGCAUAGCGUAACCAGCGAUCCCACACCUGGCCUGCAAUUCACAGGGCAGGCUGUGAGAAACACAGAUUACAUCAACUACGGCAACGGCGACGACGUCAUCGACGCUCCUGCGCCGCGCGCUCCCCGUCGCAAGAAGGCCCGCUCUGGUACUCGCAAGGACGCCAUCCGCCUGUUCGUCGCUAGACGAUCCAAGCUCAGGAAGCCCACUUCCCACAACUACGGAUGUGGACAUUGCGAUGCAUGGUUCACUCGCAUCUAUGACCGCCAACGUCAUAUGCAAACUGGCUGCGCCAAUGGCGAACAGAAGGAAUGGCAGUGUCCUCUCUGUUUCAAGAUGUACUCGCGCAUCGACUCGCGCGCGAGGCAUUGCCAGAGCCUGCACAAUAUCGUCACACAAUGCCAAUGUACUUCGCGCAACGAUGCGAUGAUUCCCUCGUACAUAUCACCUGAGGCAAGACAAGAACCGAUUGAUAUGACCGUCGGGAUGAACAUGAACAGGUAUCGGACGAUUAACGCGGAAGAAAUGUACGAUGACAGAGACAGGGUCGGUAGUAAGGGUACAAACGCGCAGGAUUAUGACUACGGCAUGUGGGCGUAUAUACGACCGCAACGCAUGAUAUAUCAUCUCUCACGCGAGCUCGAGAAAACAGUGCACAUAGGAACCCCAAAGAGUAUAGGGAGAGGAACGACUAUUGAUAGUGUCGCAUUUCGCGUGAUUGACACAGACGACGUGAUCACCGGAAUUGAUGGACUCGAGACAUGCGCUAGUCAAGUGCUCGUCUGUAGGUGCCUUGCGGAGUCGAGGCAUCAGAGUCUGCGGGUGAUUCACGAGUGUUUUGGCAAGCUUUUUGCAACAUCUCAACUUUUGUUGAUAGAACCAGUAUUCCGCGCCACUGGCGCGGUAUACUCGGUGACCUGUCGUUGCUCUGAAGGCGAGCACCUCUCUUGCGGCCCGCCGGCGGCAACGCAGAUUGCCUUUGUUAAGUAUCAUAGCUUGGAGGCGAGCUCGCUAGUGAGCUGGUUCAUCGCGAGUUCCCAUGUAACAGGCACGCUACGAUAUAUCGCUCGUGAAUGCAUGGUCGACGUGCGCUGCCUGCUGUGGACCGAGGAGCAGUAUAAUCUGUUGCGCCUUGGCUCUCUCCCGUCGGAUGACUCGCUGUUUGGAGAUGUUGCAGAAAUUCGUGUGCUCAGAUACCCUCCAGGGCUGUGGCUGGCUGGCACGAGUGCUACGACUUCUGUUGCCAAGGUUGCUGACCAGCCGUGUGUUCCCACAGGACAAUGGGGCAAAAUAGCCCCACGCGAUGGACGAUGUUUCAUUGGCCAAGCCUCCGAGGAUGGGACAGAGAGCAUCCGCCGCUCUCAACUUUCCAGCUACGGCACCCCCCAAAGCAACACGCAAGACACUGCCUGGCACUGGGAGAUUGUCGUCAAAACAAAUCCUUGGGUCAAAGGUACCGGCCAGGCUGUCGGGGAGGCCUUUCACAUCAAGGGCGCGACUCAGGCUAUCUUCACCUACGAGCGGAAGCAAAACGUGAAGUACGGCUCCCCGUCAUCGUUCAAGGGAUGUGUGCUCGUCGGCCACAUUAAUGCGACGGCUCUGGACGCGGCGGACCAGUUGCUGAGCACGGUACCCAUUGUCAACGGAAAUCAUAACUGGAACUGCCAGAACUGGGUGGUACUCGCGAUUUCUGCGCUGGAAAACCAAGGGAGGGCGUUCUUCAAGCUGAACAAGGGCAGGCCAGUCAAGCAGGUGGACCUGCUUGCGAAGAUGAUCCCGCUGGCCACGGCUUACGAUGCUGUGGUCCAAUCUGAGGACGAGCUGUGA
Postia placenta MAD-698-R-SB12 is the source of this 2328-nucleotide messenger RNA. RefSeq lists its product as hypothetical. The transcript has 15 exons. The coding region runs from base 1 to 2328 and encodes 775 amino acids. Lineage: Eukaryota; Fungi; Basidiomycota; Agaricomycetes; Polyporales; Adustoporiaceae. The record is from RefSeq and is a predicted model, not a curated record.